Molecule: messenger RNA, 4435 nt
Organism: Bolinopsis microptera
Lineage: Eukaryota; Metazoa; Ctenophora; Tentaculata; Lobata; Bolinopsidae
Product: probable serine/threonine-protein kinase yakA
Exons: 19
Coding region: 504-3356 (950 amino acids)
Source: RefSeq, a predicted model, not a curated record
ACUAACACUCGGAUAUAACGUAUACUGCAGAGAGCGGGGAUAUGUUCAAUUCUUCUCUCUCUCUCCUCGUCAUAGAGUGUCUUGUUAAGAGUUGUGACGUGUUUCUGGUAUUUACGGAGUAUGAGUCGCUCCUGACAUCACCCUGCUUUCUGCACCAAGGGUUUCAAUGCUGCACUGCAGGAAUUGUUUGUUGUUGAUUUGAUACGAUUUGUGUGCUGAUUGUUACCGUUUGUUUGUUUUUUAGAACUUUAUUUUUCGGUUGUUUUUUUGUUUUGAUUGUUUGUGAGACGGGACUCAAUGAGACGGGAGUCGGUCUCUAAAACUCUGACGGGGGAAGCAGCUAAGAACCUGACUAGAGAGCUGACAUUAACAAGAGAUGCUGCUGCUGUUGCUCAUCAGCACAAACAUAUCAGAACUCACUCUGAACCAGUGCUGCUCACUUAUAACUCUGUACAGAAGGAGAGACAACCUCUAUCACCUUCAAAGAGGUCACUAAGGAAGGUAUGCUAGCGUUUGAGUUCAUCACCUCCAAGGCUAAGGCAAUCAGUAUGCAGGUGGAUUACAACACUACACCACAGGACAUGGCCAAAAAUCUGAUAGACAAGAAGCAUCUGGACAAGAACCACUCUGAGAUCUUCAUAGAGAUGUGUGGCAGAGUCCUGAAGAUGGCCAGAGAACAGCAAGCAGAGAACACGAACAGUAAUAGCAGCGAGGAGUCUGAGUCUACUGACACCGAUCAGAAAACAGUUGAAGAGAACACAGCGUACAAACAGCCAGCUGCCAAGUCACAGAGCGUUGCUAAGCAACCAAAAGAAAAGGAGCCGGCUCCUGCUGCUGUUGCUAAGGAGACAGUCUCUAACGCUCAUUCCAGAUUCAAAGUUAUUCCUGGUAGCGAGUUAGAGCUGAAGGAUAGCUAUGGGAACUCACAAUCAGAAGCCCAGAGAGUGGCCCAGCUGCAAGCUCAGCAGCAGCAGAGAGAGCGGGAUCAGCAGCAGAGAGAGAUCCAACUUCAAAGAGAACGUGAGCUCCAAGCUCAACGGGACCGGGAACAGCAAGCCCAGAUCCAAGCUCAACGGGAGAGAGAUAUACAAGCACAACGAGACAGAGAACUUGCUGCACAACGCGAGAGGGAAAUUGCUGCACAACGCGAGAGAGACCAGGCAGCUCAGCGGGAAAGAGAGGCUGCAGUGCAGCGGGAACGGGACGUGGCUUCACAGAGAGAAUUACAGAUACAGGUUCAGAGGGAACGAGAGAUUCAGCAGCAUCAACAGCAGGCUCAGUCAAGACAGCUGAAUCAGGGUCUAGAUUUUGACCAAGUCUCAACCAAAUCAGAGCACGACAGUGGAACCAACACUCCCCGUGCCAGAACGUCUCCAUCCCUCUCCGGCUCUCUUAUCAGAGAUGGUGACGGGCUAACAGGACAGUUCAAGAUAACGAAGAUAAUUGACCAAAGUGACGAUACUCGAAGUGUUUCCAGUAUUCCUCCCUCACACCACUCCUUACCUCAGGACGUGCUGUACAUGUACCCACCGGGACACCCUCUAGCCGGGCAACUGCACAGUUCCUCGGGGCAGCAGCUCCACAGCUCUCAGGGACCAAAACUACACACCUCCAUGGGACAGCAGCUAGUGGGGCCUCACGGGCAGGUCAUGAACGUGGCCCCUCAGCAGAUGGGGAGCAUGUACUCUGGGGGCGCUAUGAUGGGGCCGCAGUACCUGGUUCAGCAGUACCCGGGAGGACAUUAUCAGACGGUCCCAGGGAUGCAGUCGAGCAUUCAACACGGUAUGCAGCCUGGUAUGCAGCCUGGAUUGCAGCAGGGUAUGCAGCAAGGCAUCCAGCCUGGUUUGCAACAUGGUAUGCAACCUGGUAUACAGCAAGGUAUGCAACCUGGUAUGCAGCCUGGUAUGCAACACAUGCCGAUGCAGCAGAUUAUACCGGGCGCUUAUCCAGGAGACCAGUACCUGAUCCAAUAUUCUGGGAGUGGUCAGCAUGUGAGACACUUGUCAGGCUCGUACCCAUCUCAGCAGGGAGCCGCGCAUCUCGGUACCCAGACUAACAACCACUCUUCUGUUGGUCCUAAAACUACUACCGUCCCUCAACCUACUACUAAGCAGAUGACGGCUACAACAGCUCCAGCACCGAGCUCCAACCCUACUGGUCCCUCUGACAGAUGCUCCCUCUCAACCUUACAGGUCAACUCAGACCAGAGUUCUGAAGCUUCCUCAACACCAGCACCACCCUCUCGUUUCAUCAUCAAACCAGUUGACGAAAACAAACCUGUGGAACCCUCCAACGCGUCCCAAGAUAAACGAUCACACUCCAUCACUAUCGAAUCUGACAAAGAAAACGCUAAAUCUUCAAGCGAACACUUAUCCCAGUUAUCUGUCGGAACACAGCAUCAACAACAACAACAGCAGCAGCAACAACAACAACAACAGCAACAACAACAACAGCAACAACAGCAUCACCAACAUCAGCAACAACAACACGUUUUCACAAAUUCACGCGAUGUGCAAAUCAAAGAGCACAUGUAUGCAGACCAGCACCAGCAUCAGAAGACGUUCACUUCCAACGGUUCUAGUUUAGAAGAUAUCAGACAGUUGCCAGAUUGGUUUAGGAAGGAUCAGGAUUACAUCGCUCUUAUUUCUAAGCAUGACAACGAAAUCAACGAAACCAAAGCCAGACACAACUCAGAGACAAGGAGUUUGUAUCAGAAGAAAGUGCAUUCCACAGCACAUUCCAGUCUGUCCAGCAUCACCAUGACACGUGACAGGUCUGUAAGUGAGAAGAAGAAAAGUGAUCACGUGAUAUCACCUCCAUCAGAACCUCGUGACGUCACUCCCUUGUGGAAGAGCACGUCGGCUCCCCUCCGCAAAUCCUCUAAAACCUAUACCAGGUCCAGAUCAGGAUCGACCUCGAACUCUGAUCUGAUGGGAGUGUUACCCCAGAUUCUAUCCGCUACAAGCAUAGAAACAGACAGUCACGGCAAGUGUGCCAGUAUUGAGAGUCAGAACUUAUCUUCUGAGCUUGUCCACAGACACAGCAACCUUGAAAUGCACGAGGCAUCAAGCAAUCAAGUUAUGUACCCGAUGAUGAUGUCGCAACAAUCCUUCCCUAGCGCCUGGACGCACGGACAGAGUUGGCAGCACCAACAUUCCUUUCCUCAGUGGGGCUCUGCUUCACAUUCACUUCAGGCGGGACCUGGGGGAGUACAGAGACAAGUGAUAAUAGUCCCACAGCAGUCAGGUGGGAACAUUGUUCACCCCUCCUACAUGUCCAACAGCCAGUCCACCAUGUCCCUGCCUCAGGGCUACCAGGUGCUCCGCACCGAGGACUUUCCUAACAUCCACAACUGAGAUUCUGUCACGUCAUCAUGAACAGUACGCGAGGAAAUGUGUUGCCCGAGUUUUGCUUGUGGUCGAGAAGUUUUCCCGGUUGUUUUGUGAGCGUGACCUUUCAAUUCUGAUCAACCUACUGCGUGACAUCGUCUCAGAAGCGCGUGACGUCAUCUUAAAAACCACGUGACGUCACGGAAGCAUCUCGUUUUGACAUCUCUAAUGCUUUGUUGUGGUGAUUUAAAAACUUGAGUAAUUUAUUUGGGAUUAUAGCCCCAUUGAGUUGACAGAAAGUAUGUGAUUGUAAGUUAAGAUACCUUGUAAUGUUGCCACGGUAACAAAGUAUUACUACUUUGCCGGGAUUUUCUGUUUUUACUGCACGGAUUUUAUGCAGAUGUGUUUUUAUUCAACUUUUCAGCUGUGUAAAUACUUCAUUACAUUUACAUGAUGAGAAAAUUAUGUGAUUUUCCGAAAGACGAGUUAUUUACCCACGCAUGUGAUAACGUCCUUGUUGGCUUUAUCUGAGCGGUUAAGAUUUAAAUCUUAAAUUAAGAAUACGCUUAUUUUAUCUAUCGUGAACAUUUUAAAAGCCAAUAAGGAAAUCAUCGUGUUUCAAAGCAUACAAUAUGCGACCAAAAGAAAGCUGCGUUUGCUUUAUAUAAUUAUUAAUUAGUUGAUAUGAACUUUUUGAUUUCGUAGGUUUGCUAGCUUUGCCAUCAUUCACGAUUUCUCGAAUUUUUGUAAUAUUUUUCUUACCUUCAUCCAAGCAAUAUUCACUUCACUGUAUUAUGUUUAUUUAAAAGAUGAUCAAGUUUUUACCUAGAGUAAAUUAAUAACAGUAUAAGUGAUUAGCGCACUGUCAGUGAAAUAUAUAUUGUUUUAAAAGGGAUUAAAUUUUUAUUUGUGAAGCUAUGUUUAUUAUUGAUUUAAUGUUAGGUAGCGCUGAACAUGCUGUAUUUCUAUUUGGGGUUCACGGUGCAUGGAGAGACGCUGGAUCAACUAUGUGGAAUGUUCUGGAUCUGUUUUUCAACGACAACAAUGUUAUUAAGAUACUGAUGAUUCUGUUGUUAUGAAGAAUAUUGGAAUUUUCAAUAAAAUAA